Molecule: messenger RNA, 1263 nt
Organism: Oikopleura dioica
Lineage: Eukaryota; Metazoa; Chordata; Appendicularia; Copelata; Oikopleuridae
Source: the annotation of a GenBank genome assembly
AUGCCCUCGAAGAUGAAAAGCCAUCGGGGCGUCAGGAGAUCAUCGCGUUUGGUUUCCAAGCAUGUAAACACCCUCGGCACAUCCCGAAAUCGGCUCGAAGAUACUACUGUACAGUCUGAAGAUACUAUUAGAGACGUCAGUCAUGGUAAUCGACGUCGACGUCGCGAUUGUCGCCGGAUCCUCAGAUGGGGAGAUCAACAACAAGAACAAGAGGAUAGAGCAUUAAUUGCAGCACAGAGUACUGGCAUGCGGUUGCGCUCAGGCCAAAUCAAACCCGUAUAUAUUGAACAAGUAAAAAGGGAAAAAUCGUCACUGAAAAGGAAGAUGAAAUCUCAUGUCACUCAGACAAUCCCUUACCGAAUCCAACACAUACAAGACCAGCAUCCUGUCAGCAUCGAAGUCCAGCGUGCCAAUUCCUGGAGCAAAGACGACAAAUCUAUAAAUAUUUACAUAACGGACGACGGGCUGACCCUUCAUCGCCGUCCAGUAAGUCAGUCGACAGACUCAAUAAGAGGCGCAGUCGGUUAUACCUGCGGCGUUCACCUCUGGGAGGUUACUUGGCUGGCAACUCAGCGAGGAACGCACGCUUGUGUUGGCGUCGCUACAAAAUCUGCCCCACUCCGCGCUGCUGGUUAUCAAGCCCUGGUUGGCGGAAACGACGAAUCCUGGGGCUGGGAUCUAGGACGAAAUAUACUGCUGCACAAUGACCAGCAGCGCACCCCCGUUGGCCUCAUUUCAAGUCCCAACGUCAACAACAACUACCAUUCAUACCCAAAGAUAGACGAAUCCGAAUUGACUUACACCGUACCCGAUUCGUUCUACAUGGCUCUGGAUAUGGAUGCUGGUAAAUUAGGAUUCAUUGCUGAUGGUCAGUGGCUCGGCUGGGCCUUCGAAGGACUUUCCGGAAGGGAGAUCUUCCCGACCGUCUCGUGCGUUUGGGGACACUGCGAAGUGACUCUCAAGUAUAUAAAUUAUUCCCGCGCUCCACUUACUCUCAAGGAGCUCGCUCGACGAAGUGUCCGUCUUUCACUACCAUCCACUGAGAAUUCAGUCGUCUCCAAACUUGUAGUUCCGCGCAGCCUCCACCGUUACCUGCAAAACGAUGGCCUCAAGCAAAGUAAAAACCGCCCGCCGAAGCAGUGUGCCAAACGGCCACGGCUCGAGGAGGACGCUCCCUCCUCUCCGGUGCUUUAUCGCUUGUCACCUUACAGCGAAACGGGCUUCAGUCGAAUUGACCACAAUGCCGGACAGUUCAGCCAAUAG